Molecule: messenger RNA, 4963 nt
Organism: Cercocebus atys (sooty mangabey)
Lineage: Eukaryota; Metazoa; Chordata; Mammalia; Primates; Cercopithecidae
Gene: SH2D3C
Product: SH2 domain containing 3C
Exons: 11
Coding region: 3011-4531 (506 amino acids)
Biological process (GO): small GTPase-mediated signal transduction; positive regulation of peptidyl-serine phosphorylation
Molecular function (GO): guanyl-nucleotide exchange factor activity; phosphotyrosine residue binding
Source: RefSeq, a predicted model, not a curated record
CACCUAUAAUCCCACCUGCUUGGGAGGCUGAGGCAGGAGAAUUGCUUGGACACGGGAGGCGGAGGUUGCAGUCAGCCAAGAUCGCGCCACUGCACUCUAGCCUGGGCGAUGGAGUGAGACUCCGUCUCAACAACAACAACAACAGCCAAGAGCAUGAGGGAGGGAACCCAGGGGAUGUCUGGAGGAAAAUAUUCCAGGCAGCGGGAAUAGGAAGUGCAAAGACCCUGAGGUGGGGCGGGGGAGAUGGAGCAGCGCGGGUGAGAAGGAAUGUCGUGGGCCAUGAGGUCAGUGUGCAAGGCUGUUUCCAAGACCUUGGCUCUUACUGUAAGUGAAGCUGGGGGCCACGCAAGUGGGUUGGAGCAGAGGAAAGCUGUGAUCUGACUUGCAUUUGAACAGUACUGCUGUGGCUGCUGUGCGGGGAGAAUAGGUCGCAGGGACACAGAUGGAGGCAGGGAGGCCAGGGGGAGGUGGUGGUGAUAGUCCAGGCAAAUGAUGGUAGCAGAUCGUAACUGGGCAUGGUCAUUGUGUCUUGGACAUGUCAGAGUGUUGUAGCGCCACCCUAUGGUGAGGCCAUGGGCUGGAAGAGUGGCCCCAGAGCCUCAGCUUCCCUGACCUGGGCCUCUGCCCUGAGCACCCCUAUAGGCUCUGGCCACCCUAGUCAGGCCUGAUCUCUUGUGCAGGCACCCUGUCUCCAAGGCUCUACCCCUGUUCCAGAGCGCGAGGGGAAGUACAGGAAGCAGGAGGAAGCGCUGGGUUGAUCCAGUGUCCUGGCCAAUUUGUUCCCAGCAGUGGGAGGAUUUCCGGGCCUGAAUAGCAGGAAAUGUUGGGAUGGGACGCCUCACCCGGGAAGAGUGGGCGGAGGUGGAUGGGGGAGGGGUCCCUACUGUAGCUCACUCCACUGCUGCUGGACAGAGAGAGCCCAAAAGCCUACUGUUGCUGGGCUGUAGCUUGAGGAACUGUGGUUGGAUACCAGCUAGGGCUUUCUAGGAGAGAAGAUUAGCGAUGAAGAAUCCUAGAAUGUUAGAACAGGGAGGGCUAUCAGACAACGUCUCAAGGAGGAGGAGCUUUUGGCCUUAGGAUUGGGGGAACCCACAAUUUUAUUUUUUAUCUCGGCUUCCUUUUUUUUUAAAAUAUGAAGCUCCUGUAUUUGAGGAGGUGGUCCAAUAUUUGACCUCCCCUCCCCAUUUUGCAGAUGGGAAGGCUGAGGCCUUUCUUAGCCAGAGAACCUGGGCCCAACCUAACAAAAUUAAUGAUGACAGCGAUUAACAAUUAACAUUGACUGUUUACUAUUCAUGCAUCCCUUUAAGCAAUAUUGCUUUCUUUCAACCUCUUCUUCUUGGGUUCAAGUGAUUCUCUUGCCUCAGCGUCCCAAGUAACCGGGAUUACAGGCGUUCGCUGCCACACCCGGCUAAUUUUUCUUUAAGCAAUAUUUCUUGAGCUCCUGCAGGCACUAUGUUGGGGACUGGGUCUCAAUGGUGAAUUAGACAAAGUCAACACUUUUUUCAUAAGGGCAUCAGAUAAUUAAGUCAGCAAUUAAAUAUAAAGUGGCCAUUUCAGGCAGAAAUUGCAAAAAUUGAAAAUAAAGUAGGAUUGGGAACACAGAGUGAAGGAACGAGGGACUAUUCGAGGUGGGGAGGUCAGGGAAGGCUUCUCCAAAGAGGUGACAUUAAGCAAAGCCCUGAAUAAAGAGGGAGGAGGGACAAGCUUCAUGAAGCCCUUGGGGAAGAGCAUUCCACGCAGAGGGAACAGCAAGAGCGAAGGCCCUGUGGCCGGAACAAGUUGCCAAGGAGGGUGGGGCAGAGGCAGAAUAAGGGACAGGAGGUGCAAGGGAGACAGGCUGGAGAGGUGGUGGGGUGGCUAUUUGGUACCAGCAGGCCACACAGGACCUUGUGGGUUAGGGAACAGAUGAGCCAAUUUUUGCCUGUUUUUCUGGCAUAAUCAUGGUACCCUCUCUACUCUUGCAAAGGAAGAAAAGUUCUGGUUUGGAUGAUAAAUUGCACGGCCGCAGAGAGGAGUUUAGAUUGUGUUCUUCUAGAGAUGGGAGCCGCUGAAAGGCUGAGGAUGGUGUGUGUGCCAUGAUCUGCUUAGGUUGUAAGCUUGGGCGCCUUCUGGUCUCAGGGCAGAAGCUGACUGUGGGUGAUGAGAGUGGACACGGAGCCCGAGGGAAGGCUCUUCUGCUCCACCGGAGACACGAGGGUGGCCCCACUGUGGGGACGGGGUGGACAUGCGGAGAAGAUUCUGACGGUGGAGUGGCAGGAUUUCCUGGUGGACUGGGUGUGGAGCUGAAUGGAAGAGAAGGGGCACAAAGGACCAUAUGGUUUUUGGCCAAAGUGGCAGGAAAGAGGAAACUGACAUCAGCUGAGCCGGGGAAGAUGGGGAGGGGGCAGGGAGGAGCCACAGUUCUGCUUUGGAUACAACAAGUUGGAGAUAGCCUUCAGAUAUCCAAGGGGAGGCGUCCAGGAGGGCUGCUGGAGAGCCGGAGGCUGGCGGCGACUAUGUGAAGUUCUCCAAGGAGAAGUACAUCCUGGACUCAUCGCCAGAGAAACUCCACAAGGAAUUGGAGGAGGAGCUCAAACUCAGUAGCACGGAUCUCCGCAGCCAUGCCUGGUACCAUGGCCGCAUCCCCCGAGAGGUCUCAGAGACCUUGGUACAACGCAAUGGCGACUUCCUCAUCCGGGACUCGCUCACCAGCCUGGGCGACUAUGUGCUCACGUGCCGCUGGCGCAACCAGGCCUUGCACUUCAAGAUCAACAAGGUGGUGGUGAAGGCAGGCGAGAGCUACACACACAUCCAGUACCUGUUUGAGCAGGAGAGCUUCGACCAUGUGCCCGCCCUCGUGCGCUAUCAUGUGGGCAGCCGCAAGGCUGUGUCAGAGCAGAGUGGUGCCAUCAUCUACUGCCCGGUGAACCGCACCUUCCCACUGCGCUACCUCGAGGCCAGCUAUGGCCUGGGACAGGGGAGUAGCAAGCCCGCCAGCCCCGUCAGCCCCUCAGGCCCCAAGGGCAGCCACAUGAAGCGGCGCAGCGUCACCAUGACCGACGGACUCACUGCGGACAAGGUCACCCGCAGCGAUGGCUGCCCCACCAGUACGUCGCUGCCCCGCCCUCGGGACUCCAUCCGCAGCUGUGCCCUCAGCAUGGACCAGAUCCCGGACCUGCACUCACCCAUGUCGCCCAUCUCCGAGAGCCCUAGCUCUCCUGCCUACAGCACUGUAACCCGUGUCCAUGCCGCCCCUGCAGCCCCUUCUGCCACACCACUGCCUGCCUCCCCUGUCACCCGCCGUUCCAGUGAGCCCCAGCUGUGUCCCGGAAGUGCCCCAAAGACCCAUGGGGAGUCAGACAAGGGCCCCCACACCAGCCCCUCCCACACCCUCUGCAAGACCUCCCCGUCACCAUCACUCAGCAGCUACAGUGACCCGGACUCUGGCCACUACUGCCAGCUCCAGCCUCCCGUGCGUGGCAGCCGAGAGUGGGCAGCAGCUGAGGCCUCCAGCCGGCAGGCCAGGAGCUAUGGGGAGAAGCUAAAGGAACUGUCAGAAAAUGGGGCCCCCGAGGAGGACUGGGGCAAGACCUUCACCGUCCCCAUCGUGGAAGUCACUUCUUCCUUCAACCCGGCCACCUUCCAGUCACUACUGAUCCCCAGGGAUAACCGACCGCUGGAGGUGGGCCUUCUGCGCAAGGUCAAGGAGCUGCUGGCAGAGGUGGAUGCCCGGACACUGGCCCGGCAUGUCACCAAGGUGGACUGCCUGGUUGCUAGGAUACUGGGCGUUACCAAGGAGAUGCAGACCCUAAUGGGAGUCCGCUGGGGCAUGGAACUGCUCACCCUCCCCCAUGGCAGGCAACUACGCCUAGACCUGCUGGAAAGGUUCCACACCAUGUCCAUCAUGCUGGCCGUGGACAUCCUGGGCUGCACUGGCUCUGCGGAGGAGCGGGCAGCACUGCUGCACAAGACCAUUCAGCUGGCGGCAGAGCUGCGGGGGACUAUGGGCAACAUGUUCAGCUUCGCGGCGGUCAUGGGUGCCCUAGACAUGGCCCAGAUUUCUCGACUGGAGCAGACAUGGGUGGCCCUGCGGCAGCGACACACGGAGGGUGCCAUCCUGUACGAGAAGAAGCUCAAGCCUUUUCUCAAGAGCCUCAACGAGGGCAAAGAAGGCCCGCCGCUGAGCAACACCACGUUUCCUCAUGUGCUGCCCCUCAUCACCCUGCUGGAGUGUGACUCGGCCCCACCCGAGGGCCCUGAGCCCUGGGGCAGCACGGAGCAUGGCGUGGAGGUGGUGCUGGCCCACCUGGAGGCUGCCCGGACAGUGGCACACCACGGAGGCCUGUACAACACCAAUGCUGAGGUCAAGCUGCAGGGGUUCCAGGCCCGGCCGGAGCUCCUGGAGGUAUUCAGCACGGAGUUCCAGAUGCGCCUCCUCUGGGGCAGUCAGGGUGCCAGCAGCAGUCAGGCCCGGCGCUAUGAGAAGUUCGACAAGGUCCUCACUGCCCUGUCCCACAAGCUGGAGCCUGCCGUCCGCUCCAGCGAGCUGUGAUCCCAGGGACGUUUCCCCUCUGCAGCUGCGGACAGCGUCAGGGGCAGAGGGGGCACAGACCUUUCCCCAGAGCACCCCAAGGACACUGUGAUCAACCCGAGAAUGUUCUGGGUUCAACUCAAGCAUCUCCCUUGCACCUCCAGGGUCCUGCGUGGACCCUGGGUUCCAUCCCACCUGCUACACGCUCACCAGGUCUCCGUUGAGGAAGAACAGGAACGCCGGUUCCCCCACCAGCUUUUGCUGCUCCCCUUCCUGCUGGGGUUCCCUGUUUUCGAGCCAUGGGAGGCAGACUGCUCACGCCUCCUCACUCUCCGUCUGUCCCUCACCCACACCAAGGCCUCCGUCUCACUGUAAAUAAGUCUCUGUGUUCUGUAAAUAGAUGUACAGAAGCCAUGUUAUUUCUUUCAUAUAAUAAACUUUUAUGACUCUUUA